Osmia bicornis bicornis is the source of this 1378-nucleotide messenger RNA. It is a transcript of the gene PCNA, whose product is annotated as proliferating cell nuclear antigen. Gene Ontology annotation, molecular function: DNA binding; DNA polymerase processivity factor activity. Lineage: Eukaryota; Metazoa; Arthropoda; Insecta; Hymenoptera; Megachilidae. Gene Ontology annotation, cellular component: PCNA complex. The record is from RefSeq and is a predicted model, not a curated record. Gene Ontology annotation, biological process: translesion synthesis; regulation of DNA replication; mismatch repair.
ACGAACGCCAUUACUCUUGGCGUUUCGGCGGUAAUAAAGCGCGGGUAUACCUACUGGUCUUAUAACUCUUUUAAGUACCGGUGCUUGUUGCAUUAGUCAGUUUUGUAUAGUUUGGAAAUUGAGAAAAAUAAUCUGAAAAAAUGUUCGAAGCUCGUUUGGUACAGAGUGCGAUCUUGAAGAAGGUGUUAGAUGCAAUAAAAGCUUUAACAGAAGCUACCCUCGAAUGUUCUGAUUCUGGAAUUCAGGUUCAAGCUAUGGACAAUGCUCAUGUUUCUUUAGUUUCCCUUAAUCUCAGAAGUGACGGAUUUGAUAAAUAUAGGUGUGAUAGAAAUUUAUCGAUGGGAAUGAGCAUUGCAUGUAUGUCUAAAAUUCUACGAUGCGCUGGCUCAGAAGAUACAGUUACUUUACGAGCAUUGGAUAAUCCAGAAAACAUUGUAUUUAUAUUUGAAUCACCGAAUAAAGAAAAACUUGCAGAAUAUGAGAUGAAACUUAUAAAUAUGGACCAGGAACAUCUUGGUAUUCCUGAAACUUCGUAUUCUUGUGUUGUAAAAAUGCCAUCUCAAGAGUUUUCCCGCAUUUGUAGAGAUUUAAGUCAAUUUGGAGAAUUAGCAUUUGCAUGUUCUAAAGAGGGUAUAAAAUUCAGUGCUGCUGGAGAUUAUGGCCAAGCUACUAUUAAAUUAGCACAAACAGCAGAUGCAGAUAAUGAAGAACAUGCAGUAGUUGUUAAUAUGCAAGAACCAGUAAAGUUAACUUUUUCAUGCCGUUAUCUUAAUUGUUUUAUAAAGGCUGGACCUCUUUGUGCACAAGUACAGUUAUCAAUGUCUAAUGAUGUACCUUUAGUAUGCGAAUAUAAAAUUGGAGAUAUUGGACAUAUACGAUAUUACCUAGCUCCGAAAAUUGAUGAUGAUGAAGAAAAUUAAAAUUCUGAGGAAUUCUUUUGAUUUGUAAAGUGCAACAUCACGUAUCAUAGCAACAGCUAAUUUGAUGGAAUACAAUUGAAUUUUGGUAACUACCACAUUACUAAGAAGGAAAUAUUUAUAAAAUAUUCAAAAUAGAGUGAUAAUAUUGCUUAGCUAAAAAGAAGUAUAUUUUAAUACUCGUUAAGGAAUGAUUAAGAAUAAUUAAAAAUACUUUGAAGGUAAUAUAUUUAAAUUUUACAUUUAAAAGUCAUUUGGCUCGUCACAGUAUUAGCGCAACGUAGAAUUGACACUAAGAUUCAUAGUAGAGUGACACGUUCAUGAUUAACAUGUUAAUGUAGUGUCAUUUUUGUAAGAUUUAUAUUGUUAUCGUUUAAACUGUGACAAUGUUUUGAUAAUAUUGCAUCUUUUAUAUGUAAGAAGAACUCAAUAUAUUUCCAAAACAUUUGAUAAAUUUUGAA